Messenger RNA from Balearica regulorum gibbericeps (East African grey crowned-crane), 1319 nucleotides. Lineage: Eukaryota; Metazoa; Chordata; Aves; Gruiformes; Gruidae. The record is from RefSeq and is a predicted model, not a curated record.
GUCUUUCUAGCUAUGACAUGGUGCACUAUGGCCACUCGAACCAGCUACGCCAGGCUCGGGCCAUGGGAGAUUAUCUGAUUGUUGGAGUCCACACAGAUGAGGAGAUUGCCAAGCACAAGGGCCCCCCUGUCUUUACACAGGAGGAGAGGUACAAAAUGGUGCAAGCCAUCAAGUGGGUGGAUGAGAUUGCUCCAGGAGCUCCCUAUGUCACCACACUGGAAACCCUGGACAAAUAUGACUGUGACUUCUGUGUGCACGGUGAUGACAUCACCUUAACAAUAGAUGGCAAGGAUACCUAUGAGGAAGUGAAGACAGCGGGGCGAUACAGGGAAUGCAAACGCACCCAAGGUGUGUCCACUACCGACCUCGUUGGCCGCAUGCUGCUCAUGACUAAGGCUCACCACAGCAACAUAGAUGAGGACCUAGACUAUCGGAAGCACACUGACAACUUUGGGAAGGGGCCAAAGGGUCACAGUCCCUGGACUGGCGUCUCGCAGUUUCUACAGACUUCUCAGAAGAUCAUCCAGUUUGCAUCAGGGAAGGAACCACAGCCAGGAGACACUAUCAUCUACGUGGCCGGAGCCUUUGACCUGUUCCAUAUUGGGCAUGUAGAUUUCCUGGAGAAGGUUCACCAGUUGGCAGAGAAGCCCUACAUCAUUGCUGGGCUGCACUUUGAUCAGGAAGUAAAUCGCUACAAAGGGAAGAACUAUCCCAUCAUGAACAUCCAUGAGAGAACACUCAGUGUCUUGGCCUGUAGGUAUGUCUCAGAAGUGGUGAUUGGAGCCCCCUAUGCUGUCACUGCUGAUCUGCUGGAUCACUUCAAGGUAACACUCGUGUGUCAUGGGAUGACUGAGGUGGUGCCAGACAAGGACGGUUCUGAUCCAUAUGAGGAACCGAAGAGACGUGGCAUUUUCCAGCUGGUGGACAGUGGCAGCAAUCUCACCACGGAUUUAAUUGUGCAAAGAAUCAUCAAGAACAGGCUGGAGUUUGAAGCUAGGAACCAGAAGAAGGAAGCAAAAGAGCUGGCUGUGUUGGAGGCCAUGAAGAGACUGGAAGAAGAGAAGCACUAGGCCAGCGGAGAGCCGAUGUGCGGGUCGCAGAGCACCGCAGCCUCACCCUCUUGAGGGGCAGGCAGCUCUUCGAGAGGAGACCCCUGAACGGGGACACCGCUGCCGGCAAUGCAGGAUGCGCUGUCCUACCCUCUUCUGUCCUAGCUCCUCCUGCACUAAUUAUGCAGACAUAACGAGUCAGGAUCCUGCUGCCUAGUUUUUCCUCCGUUAAUCAGCUCCCGUCCCCUUUCCCAGGAGAAGAUUUGACAA